Molecule: messenger RNA, 5393 nt
Organism: Trichosurus vulpecula (common brushtail)
Lineage: Eukaryota; Metazoa; Chordata; Mammalia; Diprotodontia; Phalangeridae
Product: receptor-type tyrosine-protein phosphatase V-like
Exons: 34
Coding region: 1-5367 (1788 amino acids)
Biological process (GO): protein dephosphorylation
Molecular function (GO): protein tyrosine phosphatase activity; protein binding
Source: RefSeq, a predicted model, not a curated record
AUGAGGCCCCUGCUCUUCUUCACUGUCCUCCUCUGGCUCAGGGGAACCUUAGAAGAGGACGAUGAUGGAUGCAACCAGGUAGAGGUGCCUGCAGAAAGUGAGCUCGGAGAACAGCCCCUGCAGGUGAACGUCAGUAAUAAAGGUCAGCCUGCCAGCUUGGUCCUGAAUUGGGGGACGCCAAUCCCCGCUGGGCUGGGCUAUGUUCUCCAUCUUACCCAGCUGGGCCUCUCUGCCCCCCUUGAAAGAUUGCGGCUCCAGGCUGGCCCCAAUGCCAGUAGCUUCCAGUUCCAGGACCUGGUCCCUGGGAGCCACUACCAGCUUGAGGUGACAGUGCUGCUGCCCUGCUCCCAGAAUUCCACUGUCACCCUCACAGUUCAGACAACCCCUUCACCUGUCCUCAACCUGAGACUCAACAACUCUGGGAGCCCAUCCAGGCUAGAGGCCAAUUGGGAGUCUGCUCCUGGGGAACAAGAUGGCUACCAGCUUUGCCUUUACCACUUGGAGUCCCAGACAUUGGCAUGGAACAUCUCGGUGGCUCCAGGAAUUCUCUCCUACCAUUUUGACAGUCUCCUGCCAGGCAGUGAAUAUGCCUUAUGGAUCACUACCUGGGCUGGUGCCCUCCAUGCCAAGACCAGCAUUCGCCAGUGGACAGCUCCAAUACCCCCAGAACAUUUAGUAUUGUUUGCCAUGGGUACCAAUGCCCUUCAAGCCUCUUGGAACAGGGCUGAGGGGGCAGCUUGGUUCCACCUGACCCUUUUGGACCUCUUGGAUGGUACUAUACUCACAGCCGUGGCCAAGCGGGGCAACACCAGCCACACCUUCUAUCACCUCUCCCCGGGCACUCCCUACCAGCUGUCACUCAAUGCUAUUGCCGGCCUCUUGCAGAUUGGAGGACCCAAUGCCACUUCGCAGACUUAUCCUUCUGUCCCUUUUGACUUGAUGCUGACUCCUUGGCCCCCCGGGCUCUUGGCAAGCUGGCGGGCAGGGCCAGGGCACCGGGAUGGUUACCUGUUGCAGCUGACUGGGCAAGCUGAGAGGAACAGUACCUUGGGACCUGAGGCUCUCAACACCACCUUCCCAGGCCCUCUUCCUGCUGGCCACUACACUUUGGAACUCACAGCCCUAGCUGGACCCCAUGGUGCCUCAGCUCAGGCUCAUACCUGGCUGGAGUCCUUUCCAGAUUCCAAGACCAGGCCCCAGCCUGGGGUUCUCCAGCUAGCUGGGCUGCAGGCAUCGAGGGAGCCAGGCCGCAGGGUACUGCUCUACCCCGAGGGCUCCCCAGAUGUCAUCGCCAAUGUUUCUGUGCUGCCCAAUGCCACCCAUGUCACUUUCCGAGGGCUGGUGCCAGGUGCCCAAUACCGAGUCGAUAUUAUCUUACCCUCAGGGGCCACCACUCAGAGGCUGGUAGGGCAUACCUGGCCCCGGGCUCCACAGUCACUGCAAGUCACAGGCAGGGGCAGCUCCACCAACCUGGAUGUCCGAUGGGUAUCUCCAGAAGGAAGGCGAGAUGGGUACGGGGUUUCCUGGCAGGAAGAAGGGACCCAGAAGACCCUAGGUUUCCUUGGUGUGGGCAGCAAGCAAACUAAUCUGACUCUUGAGGGACUCACCCCUGGUUCCUGCUUCAUUGUGUCAGCUUGGGCCUGGGCUGGGCGCCUUAAUUCUACCACCCAGAAGGCUCAGACUUGCACGUUUCCUGCUUCCCCUGUCAACCUGAGCCUGGGAAGUGAAGGCAACCCUUCUACCCUGACUGCCCACUGGAGCCCACCUCCUGGGGCCUUGGAUGGUUACCGGUUACGGCUGCUCCACCUAGCACCCCUGAAACUGAAGGAAGAAGCAGUGCUGUCCUCUGAGAUUCAGAGCUUCUCCUGGACCCAGCUACCCCCAGGCAUGGAGUUCAUGGUACAGCUGGUGGCCCUGCGAGGUGUAGAUGAGAGUGACAUUAUAAAUGCCACAGCCUGGACGUAUCCUGAGGCACCAGCUAACCUGACUCUCUUCAAUGUGGGCAGUCCUGAGGCCUCAGCCCUGCUGGCAUCCUGGAAACCAAGUGGAGCACAGAGUUUUGAGCUUACUUUGUACCAGCUGCCAAUGGGCAACGCCACUCACCAUGUUAUCCUCAUGGGCAAUGUCACCAGCUAUGCCUUCUGGGGGUUGGAGCCAGGGACAGCUUACAGUUUAAGGGCUGGUAGCAUCGGGGGACCUUACCAGGCCUGGGCCCCCAACAUUACUUCAUGGACUUUUCCCUUGACUCCAGCCAUGGUAAAUGUGACCAAUAGGGACCCGACCAGGGUAUGUGUAUCCUGGGACCAUGCAUCCGGGAGCCAGGAUGGCUACCGAGUCACCCUUCACCAGGAAGGCUCUACGGUGAGCACCACUGCUGUUGGACCUGAGGUGAACAAUAUAAGUUUUUCCAAUCUGACUCCAGGCACCGAGUACUGGGUGGAGAUUGUCUCUUUAGCUGGGCCCCACCAUUCUGCGGCAGCCAACAUCACCAGCUGGACCCCCCCACUGGUGCCCAAGGAGCUGUCAGUGACCAUGCAAGGGGACAAUGCCAUGGUGGCUUUGACUUGGGCUGCUGCCCCAAAGGGGCAGGGGAAAUGCCAGGCCCAGCUCUUAGAGUCUGGGCAGUUACUCCGCAGGCAACCUGUGUCCUUGGGCCAAACCCGCCUCAUCCUAAGAGGCCUGAUUCCUGGGCAUACCUUCUUCUUCUCUGUGCUGUGUCAAGCUGGACCUCUCCAAGCUUCCACCAGUCCAAUAGCGCUGCUUGUCGAGCCCAGGCCAGUGGAAGAUGUGCAGUGCCAACCUGAGGCCACCCAUCUGGCGCUCAACUGGACAGUUCCUGUAGGAGAAGUGGGCACCUGUCUGGUAAUGGCAGAGCAGCUGGAGACUGGAGGGAAAGCACAACCCAUCUUCAGUGCCAACACCUCCAGGAAUUCCCUCUGGCUCCCUGGCUUGACACCUGCCACUUCUUACCGCCUUAGCCUCACCUUGCUGGGGAGAAAUGGGCUGUGGAGUCAGACGGUUACUCUGCUGUGUACCACCUCUCCAGAAGCCUGGCGCCCCCCAGAGAUGGCAGCUGCCCCUCACUUGGAGUCUGAGGCAGGCGCUGGGGUUGUGAUUACAAGGGACAUGUUUGGGGAGGAUAAUGGACAGAUCCAAUGGUAUGGUGUUAUUGCCACCACCAAUGCCUCAUUGGUACAGCCAUCCCGAGAAGCCAUUUCCCACACUUGGUAUGACCAUUACUACAGAGGACUUGACUCUUAUUUGGCUGUCUUGCUGCCCUCCCCCUUCCGCCCAGGCCCAUGGGCAAUGCCCCGCUCUUGGACAGUGCCUGUGGGCACUGAGGAUUGUGGCCAGACCCAGCAGACCUGUAAUGGGAAGCUCAAGCCAGAUGCCCAGUAUAGGUUCAGUGUUGCAGCCUUUACCAGCUCUGACCCGGUCAAUCCUACUGUCUCCUUUACAGCCUUCUCAGAGCCUCGGGCCAGUGUCUCGGGGUCAUCAAUGCCACUCCUGGUGGCAUCAGGCAUUGUAUCAGGUUGCCUCUUUACCCUGUGUGCCGUGCUAGGCCUGCUGUGCUGUAGACGUGUGCGCGUUGAAAGGUUAGAAAAGAAUCAUUUCUCCCAAGAGAUGACACCCUACAAGGAAAUGAACAUCCGCCGGCCAAUUCUUAGUCGGAACUUCCAACAGAACUAUGAGGCCAAGAAAGCCAAUGCCCAUCAGGCUUUCUUCCAGGAGUUUGAGGAGCUAAAGGAAGUUGGCAAGGAGCUGUCCAAACUGGAGGCAGAGAACCCUGCCAAUGCCAUCAAGAAUCGCUACCCACAUGUGCUGCCCUAUGAUCACUCUCGAGUGAGGUUGACUUAUGUGGACGGUGAGCCUCAUUCUGACUACAUCAAUGCCAACUUCAUCCCGGGCUAUACCAGAUCAAAAGAGUUCAUUGCCACUCAGGGCCCACUCAGGAAGACAAUAGAAGAUUUCUGGCGGCUGGUGUGGGAGCAGCAGAUCCACACAAUUGUCAUGUUGACCGUAGGCAUGGAGAAUGGGCGGGUCCUGUGUGAGCAUUACUGGCCAUUAGACUCCACCCCGGUCACUCAUGGCCAGAUCACCAUCUGCCUCUUGGGAGAGGAGAAAGGGGAAGACUGGACAAGGAGGGAACUCCAGGUGCAAUAUGGCCCCCAGCAGGAGGAACGCAGGGUCCAGCAGCUGCACUUCACGGCCUGGCCAGACCACGGUGUUCCUGAGGCUCCCGGUUCCUUGGUCAAGUUUGCAGAGCUGGUACAGGAGGAAAUAAAGGCUGCUCCCAGCACGGUACCCACCUUGGUGCACUGCAGCGCCGGUGUGGGUCGAACUGGAACCUUUGUGGCCCUGAUUCGGCUCCUACGACAGCUACAAGAGGAACAGAUGGUGGAUGUGUUCUACACGGUGUAUGCCCUGCGGCAGAAUCGGCCCCUCAUGAUCCAGACCCUGGCUCAGUACAUUUUUCUGCACAGCUGUCUGCUGGACAAGAUUAUGGAGGAGCCAGCUGAGUCUCUUGUCUCCUGGCCCAUCAUUGUGAGGAACUUCGCACAGAAGCAUGCCAAGAGGUCAGCCCACACCAACGCUGGCUUCCUAAGGGAAUACGAACUCCUUCUGCAAGCCAUCAAGGACCAGGAUAAUUCUGCCCAACACCAGCUGGGCAGUGCCACCUCCCAGCUCCUUUCCUAUGAUCGCUGGAAAAUGAAGUUUUCUCUGGAAGAGAAUCCCGCCAACUCUGUUCAGGCCUGGUUCUUUCCAGGGGGACUUUCUGUCCGAGACCAAGUAGCACUGGCAGGUCCUGCAGAGACAGAAGAGUUCUGGCAGUUGGUGUGGGAGCAUGGUGUCCGAGUUCUAGUCUCCUUGUGCCCUCUGGGUACUCAGAAUGAGAAAUGGUGGCCAGUGUUGGAGUAUCCCAUCCACAUCGAGGCAUUGACUGUCCGCUGGGUGGAACAGAAAGAUGUGGCAGGGUGGCUUUGUCUUCACCUGAGAGUCAAACACGAGAAGAAAGAAAAAGAACUCAAGGUGAAGCUGUUUCAGUUUCCGUGCUGGGAAAGUGGGCAGGAGCCUCCAGCCCAGGUCUUGUUGUCCUUUCUGGCAGCUGUGGGCCAGCACCACUCACGGAUCAAGAAAAAGAAGCCAAAAACAGUGCUCAUGUACUCCAGCUCAGGAAUCCCCCAGUUGGGGGUUCUCUUGGCCAUGGAUCGGCUGCUACAGCAGGCAAAGUUCCAGAGCUCAGUGGACAUCUUUGGCGUGGUCUUGCAGUUGGCACGGGCCUGUGGCUCCAUGACGCCGACGCUGGAACAGUACAUUUACCUCUAUGACUGUGUGGGCAGUGCCCUGGCCAAUGGGCUAGCCUAAGGGAAGGGGUACAGCUGCCCAGGAGC